CAACUUCGCGGUCUGGUGUGAUUUGCUGGUUCUGAAGACGGUUCUCCUGCUUGUUCUUCUCCUGGUUCUCUUGCAUUUGAGUAUCAUCUGCUGCUGCACCCAACAUCGAACACUACACAAACAUAUCUAAACACAUUUACGUGUAUAUUCCAGCACACACUCGGUAACACACACACACACACACACACACACACACACACACACACACACACACAGACUCUCACACCGCUGCUCAGUGGUUUUCCUGCUGCUAAGGUAAGUUGAAUCAUCAGUAUUAGUGGAUUCACUGGUUUCACAGGUUUAAUAUCAUUAAUCGUCACUGGUCAUUGACUGUGGUGUCUUUGUUGAACUAAUUGGGUUUUUUCUGUUCUUCAGAUGCCGAGAGCCCGGGGUCAUCGGCGUGCUCAGGCCGCGAGACGCAGGCUGGCGCAGCCCCAGGACUGGAGUCCUGCACCUGCUGUUCCGGAGUUUGUGGCCCGGCGUGGCACAGGCUUUCGGCACCGUGUGCGGAGAUGGCCAACUUCUGUCCUGACCGGGAAGUCCCGCAAGUUGGUCACUCCUGCCCGGGAUCCGGAGAAGAAGAUGGUGUUCGUCGUUGGAGACUCGCACCUGAGGGCCAUGGUGGACGGGUAUGUAGCUGUGCCCGAGGGACCUCUGUGCUUCUCCUAUCUGUGUGUUCCAGGUGCAGGGGGCUCCCAGCUGAGGACGGAGCUCCUGCAUGCUGACCUGCCCUGGACCCCAGAUGCUGUGUGUGUGUGCGCCCCCAGCAACGACCUUGUGUCCCGGACUGUGGACAGUGCAGGUCUCGACUUCAGUGCUCUCUUGACCACGGCCUGCAGCUUCUGGCCCAAGGUGUUCGUGCUGGACUUCCCUCCACGCCUGAACAUUGAGCCUGGCCUUCAGGAGCUGCUGCGUCAGGAAUACCAUCGUGUCGCAGCACGUAUGGGUGUCCCGUACGUGUCUGUGGCAGAGCACUUUCCCCUGCACCGGUUGGAGCUGUGGUGCCCUGACCAGGUGCACUUGAGUGACUCGCAUGGGAUGGAGGUUUUGGUCCAGCUGCUGUGGGAGGCUGCUUUCCAGCAGCUGGUGCCUCCUCCAUCCCAGGCACCGGUGCGUCCCCCUGCGCCAAAGCGUGCCAGGGUUGCUCCCAGGCUGGUGGUGACGGGACACGUCCCCGUGCCCCGUCACAGGAACCCCUGGGAGUGGAGUGUGGUUGGACAGGGGGGCAAGGCUGCACGCCCGGCGGAGGGAUCUUCUGCGAUCCCUCCCAACCCGGUGUGGUUCCGGGGGCCCAUGUUGGACGCCAUGGAGAAGGUGUCCCCUUCUUCUGGCUCUGACGGCAGCCCCGCUGUCCCGCCAGCUGGCCAGACCUCCCGUGUGCUGCGUCGGCCAGCAGGUGUUGGCAGGAGGCACAGAGGGGGAAAGCAGAAGGUGUUGGCAACUCCUUCACCUGCUUGUGAGCCCAUGUCUGCUUCUUGCCCCAGCCCACCAGUCCCCCAGGUGGAAGCACCAACCCAGGAGGUGGUGGAGGAGGUGUUGCCCCCGACUGCAGGCCCGGUUCCAGCGGCGGUCGGGGAGGAGGUUCCUGCAGCGUGCCCUGCUGUGCCGACGGAGCGACGCCUCAUCCCCGAAGCUAAGUGUGCCGUUCUUGAGAGUUCCGGGUCAGGCCAGUCAGGUGUUGGUGUGAGCGCAGCGAGGCCAGCAGCAGUGGUUGAUGUCAGGACUGGGAUCAGGCUUCUGAAGGCUGUGCAGGGAUCCUUCCAUCAGGGCAGCUCGAGGUUUAUCGAUGGUGGGCAGCAGUGCAUGGCGAUCGCGGGGUUGAGCUUAGCCAGACACACUUUGAACAGUGUGUUCUCGUGGGGGAGGCAGGAGCUUGAUGAUGCUUUGGUUUCGGGGGAUUGUUUCUACAAGUGGGUCAUGAGUCGCCCUGGCUUCAAGCCUUGGUCAUCUUAUCUGUCUGUGACUGACCUGCCAGAUCAGAUCAAGGUGGAUGGUCAGGUGCUGAAAUUUACUAUUGGCUUCACUGCGUCAGGUUGUAUGCACAUGUCUGAAGGUGAUUACACGUCUGAAGGUGCCCGCGUUGAUAACAGUGUGUUGUUCACUCUGCCGGAUGGACUAAAGGAGGUCUUUGUUAAACGUGGACACAGUGCAUGUCUGCUUACAAUGUGUUCCAACACGUCUGCCAUCAUCUUCGAGGACGGACGGUUUGCUGUGGUGGACAGCCAUCCACGGAGUGGUGUUGGCUUGUUUGACCCCAGAGGCACCAGCGUGCUUCUGCAGUUUACAAGUUUUGAGGACCUGGAACACUACAUCUCUCAGUUGUUUGACAGCCUAAGUUCAGGGUCAGGCCAGCCGUACUUUGAGCUGUGUGGCAUUGAUAUUGGUGGGGGUGCAGGUCCAGCCCUGUCUGUUGGUCCUCUGGUGAGUCACGUCGCUGAGACGAGUUCUGCUCCAGCACCAGAGUCUCCUGAGGCAACUGAGAGCAAAACACCGGCUGAGGCUCCUGCAGGCUCUUGUGUGUCUGAGAGUGAUGUUGGUGUUGAUGCCAGUCCAGCACUGUCUGGUGUUUCUGUGGAGAGUCACGUCACUGUGAUGAGUUCUUCUCCACCACCACAGUCCCCUGAGGUCACUGAGUCCAGGACUGUGGCUGGGGCUCCUGCAGGUACUUGUGUCUUAGAGAGUGAUGUAGGUACUUGUGUCUUUGAGAGUGAUGUUGCUGCCAGUCCAGCACUGUCUGGUGUUUCUGUGGAGAGUUACGUCGCUGGGACGAGUUCUGCUCCAGCACCAGAUUCCCCUGAGGCGACUGAGAGCAAAACAUUGGCUGAGGCUACUGCAGACACUUGUGUCUUUGAGAGUGGUGUUGCUGCCAGCCCAGCACUGUCUGGAGUUUCUGUUCAGACUGUUGCCAGUGUUGUGAGCAGUGGUUCAACUGCAGAAACAACUAUUACUGAUGGCAGGAGGCGUAGGACUUCUCGUUACACUCGUUUGUUAAAGAAAUCAAAGCGCUACGAUGCUCCUGAGCUCAACGCUGAUGUGGAGUUUGUAGCUGCUGUGAGGACUGAGGAGCUGGUCUUCUGUCCUCUUGAUGUUGAUGUUUGUCGGACUUUGUGUAGCAGGUUUGAUGUUGACUUUGAGCGGAUCAGUGCUUCUGCGUCAAGCCGGGUUGGUUCGCUGGGUGUUCCUUGCAGGAAGGAGAAGGUAGUGGCUGAUGGGAACUGCUUCUUCAGAGCCAUCUCUCAGGCUGUGAGUGGCUCUCAGAAGCACCAUCGUAAGAUCAGACUGGCUGUCUGUAAACAGCUGGAGAAAGAGGCAGCUCAGUACCAGGGCUUGUUGAGAUCCGAGUUCUCCUCUGUCUCCCAGUACAUUCAGCAGUCUAGGAUGAGGUUUGUGGGUAGUUGGGCCACGGAGGUGGAAAUUCAGGUUACAGCUGACUGGUUAGGAGUUAGUGUGUGUACCUUCACCGAUGGACGCUGGUUGAAGUACGGUUGUAGCAGGAAGCAGUUGUCGCCACAGUGUAUUUAUUUGGAGAAUAUUGGUGGGACUCAUUUUGAGAAUGUUGUCUGUGUUUGUGAGCCUGGACUGGAGAGCUGUUAUGGGUACUGUAAAGUGAGUGAGGUCAUUGGUUACAGCAUGAGGUCAAGGAUGGUGGAGGCUGUAGUUUUGGAUGUCGAUAGCUCACUAGUUGGAUGCGAGGUUGCUGACAGACGUAUUGUUUGUGGUGAGGCUGUAGAAUGUGUUAAUCAGGUUAGACAAAGUAGUACUCGGUUGCAGACAAAUUAUCAGAGACAGAAGAAAAGCAGAAAGGAAAAACUUAAUAUUGCGCUCAGGGAGAAGCGGAGAAAAACUUACAAGAAGACUUAUCAUAUGAAUGUUGCAUUAAAGGUGAGGCAAAUAUCUAGGAGUGUUAAAAAAUAUCAUACAAAUAUUUUACAUAGGGACAGAGUUAAAACAAUGAACAGACAUAGAUAUAGAGAUGUUAUUCAACAUAGAGAAAGGAUCAAAAAGGAUAGUGUUAAUAAAUACAGAACAAACCUGCAGCAUCGGCAGAAGGUGAAAGAAAAUAGUGUGAUAAAAUACAGAACAGACCCGCAGCAUAGGCAGAAGACAAAAUCCAUUAGCAAAAAGAAGUACAGUGGCAGUUUAGAACACAGGCAGCAAGUCAUUGCUCGUGUAGAGUUGAGUAGGAAGCAGGUAAAGGACAAGUCUCAGGAUUUUGGUUUUGUUAUGGAGCAGUUUGUAGAGAAAGUUAAAGACGGUCCAGAUUUUGUUUGUUGUGUUUGUCAUCGGUUGUUGUUCAGGCAUCAGGUGCUGAGUUGUCAGAGGGAAGUCUAUAGUUCCAGGUCAGAAUCGGCUCGUGUAGCGGAGAGAUGCAUCAGCGAGGAUUAUUUGCAUUGUUGUAGUGAGGAGUGUGCUGAGCCCUGUCAACUGGUUCCUUCCAGAGGACACCUGUGGAUUUGCUUCACCUGUCAUUCUAAGGUCAGUAAAGGCGUGACUCCAGCUGAGUGCUGGAUCAAUGACCUGCAGCUUGAUCCCAUUCCACCUGAACUGGGAUGCUUGCAUAGUUUAGAGCAGCACCUGAUUGCAUUGCAUAUUCCGUUCAUGAAGAUGUUGGCGCUGCCUAAAGGAGGGCAGAAUGGAGUACAUGGACCAGUCACCUGUGUUCCAGCCAACAUUGUUCAGACCACCAACGUGUUGCCACGGUCGAGUAUGGAAGGCUCUCUGUUACAGGUCAAGCUGAAGAGGAAGUUGACCUACAAGGGACACUAUGAGUAUCAGUUUGUGGAUACUCUACGUGUCAGGCAGGCGCUAGACUAUUUAACGAGAACUAAUGUUUAUUAUAAAGACAUUAAGUUCAAUGAGAACUGGGUCAAUGAGUUUAGCAGGCAGGAAGAUGAGGAACAGGAAGAGGCUGAGUCAGGCAGUGAGGAUGAGGCAGUGAAGGAGAAGGUUGAUGUUCAGGUUGUUGUAGAGGGCGAGGCGGCCCAUCAGGAAUGUGGCGAGGUUCAGAGAAGGCCUGCAGUUGUUCAUGUUGUUGUGGAGGAAUCAGCAGACAUAAUUCAAGAUGAAAUGUUACAUGACAGACAGCAACACUGCAUGUUUCAGGACACUUGUCUUAUGCCUGUUGAUAUUGGUCAGGAAGCUCUGGACCAGUAUUUUGAGGACAUAGUCAAUGUAGCGCCUGCAGAGGGGAACAGUCCAGUCCGGAUGCUUUCUGAUGAUUCAAACGAAGCCAAGUGUUUCCCCGUGUUGUUUCCUUUAGGACAGAAGACCUUCCAUCAUGAGCGGAAUCAUCCUUUGACGUUGUCGCGUUAUUUUAAUAACCGGAUCAUGCACGCUGAUGGCCGUUUCGCGCGAAAUGUUGAGUAUAUCUUUUUUGCUCAGUUCAUGUCUGAGAUGGACAGGGUGGUGUCUAGUGUUUCUGUUGCGUUGCGUAAGGGAAAAGGUGAUCAGGGCUCUGCACAGAUUAGCCAGAGGAUGUUGCAGGAUGAGGAGUCUCUGAAGCAGUUGUUCCAGUUUGAUGAGGGUUUCCGGUUUCUGAAGCCUAUUAGAGGGACUCCUGCGUUCUGGCAGUCUGUGCAGAAGGACAUCUUUGCCUGUGUCCGUCAGUUAGGCAUCCCGACGUGGUUCUGUUCGUUUUCGUCUGCAGAUCUGCGCUGGCAGAACCUUCUGACCAGCAUCCUGAAACAGGAAGGCAGAGUGCAGACGGUGGAGGAUUUGGAGUGGGCAGACAGGUGUGAGUUGUUGCGGCGUAAUCCGGUGACUGCGGCCAGGAUGUUUGAUUACAGGUGGCAUUGUUUUCUGAAAGAGGUUCUCAUGUCUCCUUCUGAGCCAAUUGGCAGAAUCAUCGAUCACUUCUACCGUGUUGAGUUUCAGCAGCGUGGUUCUCCUCAUGUUCACUGCUUGUUCUGGAUCGAGGGCGCUCCUAAAAUUGACCAGAACACAGAUGAGGAGGUGGUCGAGUUUAUUGAUCAGUUUGUGACGUGUGAGCUGCCCUCAGACGACGACACAUUAUUGGACAUUGUGUCGUCGGUUCAAACACAUUCCAAACGACACUCAAAGUCUUGUCGGAAGAACAAGACGACGUGUCGUUUCCAUUUCCCAAAACCUGCUUCUACGCGUACAUUCCUUUGUAAGAUGAAGGAAUGUCGCUGUGACAAACAGAAGCUGAAGGAGGCCCAGAAGAAUCCUGAUUCAGAAAACAAGCUGGUCUGUAAGUGCUUUGAGAAGGAUAACCUGAUGAAGAAGGAGGUCGCAAAGGAGAUUUUGGCGUCUGUGAGCAAAGCUAUCAGGGAGGAGGAGCCGUUUGAUAGUGUAGAGGAGUUGUUUGCCAGUCGACACAUCAACCAGGAUAUCUUUGAAACGGCCUACAGGAGGUUGGAGAAAAAGACCAAGGUUGUGUAUAGGAGAGGGUUGAAGGAGGUGUGGGUAAACCAGUAUAGCAAGAAGUUGUUGAAGUGCUGGAACGCUAACAUGGACCUUAGCUUUGUCACCGACGCCUACGCUGUAAUUGUUUACAUCAUUUCGUACAUUACGAAAGCAGAGAGAGAGAUUGGCCUACUAUUGAACAACGCCCAAAAAGAAGCAAACAAAGAAGGAAACCUCUCUGCUCGAGAAGCCCUGAAGAAGCUGGGCAGUGUAUAUUUACACAACAGGGACGUUUGUGCCCAGGAGGCGGUGUAUAGGCUAACCAACAUGCACCUGAAGGAGUGUUCCAGGAAGGUGGUGUUUGUUCCAACAGGGAACAACAUCGUGAGGAUGAGUUUACCCCUCCAUGUCCUGAAGGAGAGGGCGUCAUCACAUGAUCUGAGCUCAGAUGACAUGUGGAUGACCAGCACAGUGGACAGGUACAGGAACAGGCCUGAUGGUGGUGUGUUUGACAACAUGUGUAUUGCCACGUUUGCCUCGGAGUAUCGUGUUCUCACCAGGAAUGAAAUUUCACCAAACAGAAUCGAGUUGAAGAACAAACUGGGCUUCAUCUUGAGGAGAACACGGUCUCAGUUUGCAGUUGUCCGCUACAUGCGCUUCAAUUUGGACAAACAACGAGAGGCUUAUUUUCAGGGUGUGCUGCAGUUGUUCCUUCCUUAUAGAAGUGACUCAGAGCUCAAGCCCGAGGGCUUCCAGCUCUUUGAACAGUUCUAUAACGACGGUGAGGUGACGUUUGGCGACGGCUCCGUUCAUACAGUCAAGGUGGUGGUGGAUGAGAACAGGGCCCGGUUUGAGAUCGAUCCUGAGAACCUGGAGCGUGCUGAGGAGAUUGCUCAUCAGGUCCACGGCCUUGAGGAAGACGCUUGGGGGGACCUGUGUCCUGAACAGGAGCUGGAACACGACGAGUGUGCUGAAGAGUUGAGAGAGCAACAGGCAACAGAGAUAGCAGAUGAGCAGUUGGUGGAGGGUCUGGAGAACGUUCCAGAUCUGCAGGAACGUGGCCGACAGGUGGCCCAGUUAGAGAGAAACAGGCUGGUGUUGUCUCGUGCUGAGGGCUUAGCUCUAGUUAGGUCUCUGAAUGAGACACAGCAGGCUGUUUUCUACCAGGUGAGGCAGUGGUGUCUGCAGAAGGUGAGGGGUGAAAACCCACCGCCUCUGCAUGUCUUUCUGACUGGGGGGGCGGGGUCGGGGAAAACGCAUUUAAUCAGGGCCAUCCAGUACGAGGCAGGGAGGCUGCUGUCAACACUUUGUGAUCAACCAGACGAGAUCUGUGUUUUGUUAACAGCUCCAACAGGAAUAGCUGCGUACAAUUUAAACGCAGCAACAAUUCACCACACAUUGAGCAUCGGCAAACAGUGUAGUUUACCUUACAUCCCUCUGGGUGAAGAUAAACUAAACUCUCUGCGAGCUAAAUUCCGUCACCUCCAAAUUCUAGUCAUUGAUGAGAUCAGUAUGGUGGAUCACCUUCUGUUGGCGUAUGUCCAUGGCCGCUUGAGGCAGAUCAAGCAGACUGGAGACUUUUCCCCGUUCGGUAACGUUAGUGUGAUCGCUGUGGGAGACUUUUAUCAGUUGCCUCCCGUUAAAGGGAAGCCUCUGUACAGCAGUCAGGUGGGUGUGGACCUGUGGUGCCACUUCAGUGUGGUGCAGCUGACCACGGUGGUGAGGCAGAAGGACAGCGUGUUUGCCGAGUUGCUCAACAGGUUGAGAGUGCGUUCCAGAGACACCCCCAUGUUAGAGAGUGACGUCCACAUCCUGAAGAGCUGUGAGACGGGUGAGGAGAGCUCAGCCUUGCACAUUUUCCCCACCAACCGUAAAGUGAAUGAGCACAACUUGAAGCAGCUGUGUCGGACGUGUCCCGAUCCUGUGACCAUUGAAGCUCAGGACUUCAUGAACAACAGGAGCACGGGGAAGCUGGAGUUGAUGGCGGGGCAUCACAGUGCGGCGUUGGACACGUCCUUAGAGGAGACUUUGAGUCUGGGUCCGGACGCCCGUGUGAUGCUGUGUAAGAACGUGGACGUGGAAGACGGUCUGGUCAACGGAGCAUGUGGCACAGUCACUCAUAUCCAGUUGAGACGGGGUGACAACUUUCCUCAGGCAGUUUAUGUCAAAUUUGACGAUGAGAAAAUUGGCUCCCAGAGGAGGAAGAAGCGCUCACAUGCUGCAGUGGCCUGCCGGCUCUCUACUGCCAUCGAUCCGGUGGAGGAGAAGGCCACCAAGCGUGGAGGUUUGCGUCGUCAGUUCCCUCUGAAGUUGGCCUGGGCGUGUACCGUCCAUAAGGUGCAGGGCCUGACGGUGGACCGGGCCGUGGUGUGUUUGGAGAAGGUGUUUGCACCUGGCCAGGCCUACGUAGCUCUGAGUCGUGUGAGGGAUUUGUCUGGACUGAUCAUCAUGAACUUCAAAGAGAAGUCCAUUUACUGCAAGGACACCAUCAAGGAGGCCUUGGACAGGAUGCCUCCAUUUUUGAUUGAGCAGCCACGGCCUUCAUUAGACACGCCCACUCUGUCGGUGUAUCUAAUGAACGUUCAAAAUUUAAGUCGCCACCUGGUGGAUUUGGUGUCCUGCACACAGCAUUUGCAGCCUACCUGCAUUGCUGUCACAGAGACGUGGCUCACUGCACAGUCCUCACUGGACAGCGUCCAGAUUGACGGCUACUCUUUCCACAGCCGCCCUCGUGCUCUGUGUUACAGCAGCAGUCACCCCAAACUGUCAGAGCUGCAGGCUUUAGAACAUGGUGGAGUUGGUUUGUACAGGCUAGCAGAUUCGGACUGUGACAUCCUGCAGGCACCCGAUUUGGAUCUGGAGUGUUUGGUUUGCCUGUGGAACAAAUUCAACAUAGUGAUGGCAGUAAUUUAUCGUCCACCACGUUACCCAAAUUCCCUCUUCAAGCAGAACCUGCAGCGGUUGCUGCGUUGGCUUAAUCCAAUCAGUGACACCAUUGUAGUCAUGGGAGAUUUUAAUGAGAACAUUUUAACAGGAUCAUCAAUCAGCAAAUUAAUGGGAAGCAAAGGAUUUGACCAGCUGGUGACACAAGCGAGCACAGAGAAGGGGACUCUGAUUGAUCACGUUUAUGUGAGAAGCAGACAGUUUGCUGUGGAAUGUGCAGUGAUGCCCACGUACUUCAGUGAUCAUGAAGGAAUUCUGUGUAGUUUCAGAGCUGGAGGUGACCAGGGGCAGCUGGAGGAGCUGGACAGGUGGUUUGAGCUGGAUGAUGUGGAGUUUGAGGGUGUUGAGGGGAUGUUUGAGGACGACUUGGACUGAUUGAGUCAAACUGAGCUACGUGGCAGUGGGCCGAAGCAAGUCUUGCUGUUUGUUGUUGAUCAGCUGGUUGAUAGAGAGAACUGAGUCGUAGUGCGGUGCUGAUGCUGUUGAGGGUUUUCCGUUAAAGCACUUUAUCUGCCACUCCAAAUCCUUUUAUUUCUCAUGUGUAUUUAUUGAAGGUUUUUCACAAGUUUGUUAUUGCAUGAUAUGAAAUGAGUUAUUGUGUAUGAAUUACAAGAUGGUCUUGUAGAUAUUUUGAUAUUUAACUUAUUGACAAGUUACAGGUUGAACCUGCGGAGAAUGUAGUUUGAUCAAUGAAAUCAUGUAUUUAUUAAUGUCAGUGGAAUCAUGGCUCUGUACUGCCUGCAGUUCUUGGUGUCUCUCUGUGGUUCUGUUUCUGUGUUGUUCCAGGUGUGGCUCUGUGGUCCUGGACCUGGUCUUUGUGGUUGUAGGUGUAACUUUGGUUCCAAAUGUGGUUCUAGGCUUGGCUCUGUGUUGUCGUUGGUGCUCUGUGGUUCCAGAUGUGUCUCCAGCUGCAGGUUCCCUGGUUCCAGAUGUCAGUCUCUGUUUGCCAGUCCCAGCUGUGCUCUGUGAUCCACCUUGUCUUCUUUUCUUCCUGAUGUGUUAAUUAUGACUUUGUUAGUCUUUACUGAGGUUUAAUAUGUAAAAUGUCAUUGAACUCCAAUCUUUUAAAGGAUCAGUCACUGAUGAGACAUUAAUUUUAAUCUCCAACAUGUUCUGAAUGAACACAUCAGGAAGAGUUUCAGUGGAACAACUGAACUGUACAUAUGUUAUUGGAGACAAUGUUCUUUUGACUGGCCUGACAUGUAGUUAUAUUUUAUUUAGAUGUUGAUGCUUGUACAAAUGUUCCUGUGCUCGCUUGCUCUCUCUCUCUCUCUCUCUCUCUCUCUCUCUCUCUCUCUCUCUCUCUCUCUCUCUCUCUCUCUCUCUCUCU
Molecule: messenger RNA, 10639 nt
Organism: Salarias fasciatus (jewelled blenny)
Lineage: Eukaryota; Metazoa; Chordata; Actinopteri; Blenniiformes; Blenniidae
Exons: 10
Coding region: 376-9684 (3102 amino acids)
Biological process (GO): telomere maintenance; DNA repair
Molecular function (GO): ATP hydrolysis activity; DNA helicase activity
Source: RefSeq, a predicted model, not a curated record